AUGAGAAGGGUAAGCGCUAACAAGGGCUCUGAUGUCGGCAGAGUGUGCUGCAUUUGUAAUUGGAUUAUACUCUAAUCACAUUAAUAAGUGUGCAUAAUAAGCGCCAUUGCUAGCCCACAUUAGAUGGAGAGAAACAAUGUCGUUUUUCUCCUUUUAAGUCAUUGUCUUCUAUCAUGAAGGCACUGAAUGAUCAUUCUGGGCACAUACAGUGCAUUCGGAAAGUAUUCAGACCCCUUGACUUUUUCCACAUUUUGCUACUUUACAGCCUUAUUCUCAAAUGGAUUAAAUCGUUUUUUUCCCUCAUCAAUCUACACACAAUACCCCAUAAUGACAAAGCAAAAAUAAAAGAUGGAAAUAUCACAUUUACAUAAGUAUUCAGACCCGUUACUCAGUACUUUGUUGAAUCAACUUUGGCAGCAAUUACAGCCUUGUGUCUUCUUGGGUAUGAUGCUACAAGCUUGGCACACCUGUAUUUGGGGAGUUUCUCCCAUUCUUCUCUGCAGAUCCUCUCAAGCUCUGUCAGGUUGGAUGGGGAGCAUCGCUGCACAGCUAUUUUCAGGUCUCUCCAGAGAUGCUCGAUCGGGUUCAAGUCCAGGCUCUGGCUGGGCCACUCAAGGACAUUCAGAGACUUGUCCCGAAGCCACUCCUGCGUUGUGUUGGCUGUGUGCUUAGGGUCAUUUUCCUGUUGGAAGGUGAACUUUCACCCCAGUCUGAGGUCCUGAGCGCUCUGGAGUAGGUUUUCAUCAAGGAUCUCUCUGUACUUUGCUCCGUUCAUCUUUCCUUCAAUCCUGACUAGUCUCCCAGUCCCUGCCACUGAAAAACAUCCCCACAGCAUGAUGCUGUCAACACCAUGCUUCACCAUAGGGAUGGUGGCAGGUUUCCUCCAGAUGUGACGCUUGGCAUUCAGGCCAAAGAGUUCAAUCUUGGUUUCAUCAGACCAGAUAAUCUUGUUUCUCAUGGUCUGAGUCCUUUAGGUUCCUUUUGGCAAACUCCAAGCGGGCUGUCAUGUUUACUGUCAUGUUUACUGAAGGCCUGAUUGGUGGAGUGCUGCAGAGAUGGUUGUCCUUCUGGAAGGUUCUCCCAUCUCCACAGAGGAACUCUGAAGCUCUGCCAGAGUGACCAUCGGGUUCUUGGUCACCUCCCUGACCAAGGUCCUUGUCCCCCGAAUGCUCAGUUUGGCCGGGCGGCCAGCUCUAGGAAGAGUCUUGGUGGUUCCAAACUUCUUUCAUUUAAGAAUGAUGGAGGCCACUGCGUUCUUGUGGACCUUGAAUGCUGCAGAAUUGUUUUGGUACCCUUCCCUAGAUCUGUGCCUCGACACAAUCCUGUCUCAGAGCUCUGUGGACAAUUCCUUCGACCUCAUGGCUUGGUUUUUGCUCUGACAUGCACUGUCAACUGUGGGACCUUAUAUAGACAGGUGUGUUCCUUUCCAAAUCAUGUCCAAUCAAUUGAAUUCACCACAGGUUGUAGAAACAACUCAAGGAUGAUCAAUGGAAACAGGAUGCACCUGAGCUCAAUUUCGAGUCUCAUAGCAAAGGGUCUGAAUACUUAUGUAAAUAAUAAUAAGCUAUUUAAGUAUUUUUUUUAAAUAUACAUUUGCUAAAAUGUCUAAAAACCAGUUUUCGCUUUGUCCUUAUGGGGUAUUGUGUGUAGAUUGUUGAGGACAAUUUUUUAUUUGAUCAAUUUUAGAAUAAGGCUUUAACGUGAUGGGGUGGCAGGUAGCUUAGUGGGUAAGAGCGUUGUGCCAGCAACCGAAAGGUCGCUGGUUCUAAUCCCCGAGCGGACUAGGUGAAAAAUCUGUCGUGGUGCCCUUAAGCAAGGCACUUAACCCUAAUUGCUCUGGAUAAGAGCGUCUGCUAAAUGACUAAAAUGUAAAUGUUAACAUAACAAAAUGUGGAAAAAGUCAAGGGCUCUGAAUACUUUCCGAAUGCACAUUAUAUGCAUAAACAAAACCAAUUGAUUCUUGGCAGAGCUCUAUGUGUUGACUGAAUUGGAAUGUCAAGCCAGCUUCUUACUGUAACCUUGAUGAAGACUAUGGUAUGUGUGAUGAGUUACGCAUCUUAAUGCUGGGCCUGGUUGAUCCUAGGAUAUGGGGAGCAUUAGCUGGGUGCUUGGGCUGUGUAACCGGUACUGUACAGUCAUGGUCAAACGUUUUAAGAAUGACACAAAUACUAAUUUUCACAAAGUCUGCUGCCUCAGUUUUGAUGAUGGCAAUUUGCAUAUACUCCAGAAUGUCAUGAAGAGUGAUCAGAUGAAUUGCAAUUAAUUGCAAAGUCCAUCUUUGCCAUGAAAAUGAAAUUAAUCCCCCAAAAAACAUUUCCACUGCAUUUCAGCCCUGCCUCAAAAGGACUAGCUGCCAUCAUGUCAGUGAUUAUCUCGUUAACACAGGUGAGAGUGUUGACGAGGACAAGGCUGGAGAUCACUCUGUCAUGCUGAUUGAGUUAGAAUAACAGACUGGAAGCUUUAAAAGGAGGGUGGUGCUUGAAAUCAUUGUUCUUCCUCUGUUAACCAUGGUUACCUGCAAGGAAACACGUGCCAUCAUCAUUGCUUUGCACAAAAAGGGCUUCACAGGCAAGGAUAUUGCUGCUAGUAAGAUUGUACCUAAAUCAACCAUUUAUCGGAUCAUCAAGAACUUCAAGGAGAGAUGUUAAAUUGUUGUGAAGAAGGCGUCAGGGCGCCCAAGAAAGUCCAGCAAGCGCCAGGACCGUCUCCUAAAGUUGAUUCAGCUGCGGGAUCGGGGCACCAGUGCAGAGCUUGCUCAGGAAUGGCAGCAGGCAGGUUUGGGUGCAUCUGCACGCACAGUGAGGCGAAGACUUUUGGAGGAUGGCCUGGUGUCAAGAAGGGCAGGAAAGAAGCCACUUCUCUCCAGGAAAAACAUCAGGGAUAGACUGAUAUUCUGCAAAAGGUACAGGGAUUGGACUGCUGAGGAUUGGGGUAAAGUCAUUUUCUCUGAUGAAUCCCCUUUUUGAUUGUUUGGGGCAUCCGGAAAACACCUUGUCCGGAGAAGACAAGGUGAGCGCUACCAUCAGUCCUGUGUCAUGCCAACAGUAAACCAUCCUGAGACCAUUCAUGUGUGGGGUUGCCUCUCAGCCAAGGGAGUGGGCUCACUCACAAUUUUGCCUAAGAACACAGCCAUGAAUAAAGAAUGGUACCAACACAUCCUCAGAGAGCAACUUCUCCCAACCAUCCAAGAACAGUUUGGUGACGACCAAUGCCUUUUCCAGCAUGAUGGAGCACCUUGCCAUAAGGCAAAAGUGAUAACUAAGUGGCUCGGGGAACAAAACAUCGACAAACUCCCCAGACCUUAAUCCCAUUGAGAACUUGUGGUCGAUCCUCAAGAGGCGGGUGGACAAACAAAAACACACAAAAUCUGACAAACUCCAAGCAUUGAUUAUGCAAGAAUGGGCUGUCAUCAGUCAGGAUGUGUCCCAGAAGUUAAUUGACAGCAUGCCAGGGCGGAUUGCAGAGGUCUUGAAAAAGAAGGGUCAACACUGCAAAUAUUGACUCUUUGCAUAAACUUAAUGUAAUUGUCAAUAAAAGCCUUUGACACUUAUGGAAUACUUGUAAUUAUACUUCAGUAUACCAUAGUAACAUCUGACAAAAAUAUCUCAUAACACUGAAGCAGCGAACGUUGUGAAGACCACGACUGUACAUGAACCUGUGGUGACUUUGAUUAUGUGGAUCUCAGAAUCUGUCACUGUUGUGGGCUCGAUUCCUGUUCACUUAUGUCACAGCUGGCUCCCUUAGGUUAUAGUACUGCACACACACACACACACACACACACACACACGCCAUUGCCCACUCACCAUUCAUACCCUCUUGAGUAUGCCACUCAUUUCCAUAAAAUAUGUUCUGUUUUUUGCACGUUCCCCGACAUAGAUGCCUUCCAGACCCCCUAUAGACCCUCCAAUCCAACCCAGUUUGGUCACAGCUGACUCCCUAAGGCUAUUCUUUGUUAUUAGGACUGGGCAAAACAACAGACACAUCCUUUGCUAUCAACACCCACUGCCACUUUGGAGAAUGACACUUCUUUUCAUAAAAGGCAUCUUGAUUAUUGACCGCCCACCAUGUCGCCGUGGCAACAGCUAGCUGGGGGGGGGACCGUGCAUUAGAUUAGUCACCCCACCAAACACACACAGACAUGUGCACGCACGUUUACACACCACACACACACACACACACACACACACACACACACUAGCAUCAGGACUGGUGAUGGCUCAUGGUGAGAGGGGCUGUUGUCCAAGGAGCUGAUUAUUUUCUCAUGGUUACAUUAGUCUUGUUGGUGCCAGGACAGAAAUCAUUAACACUGGCAGGGCCAUACCAGACGUCCAAACAAUCAGAUAUGAUAACCCACUGCAUCAGGAAGCAUGGAAAAAUAGUGGCUCUGUGUAGUUUGAUGGCUGUGAGGAUCCCAUGGUGCAAUGAGUUUGAACAUGGCACUGGUAACAGUGUUAAUAAAUAGUGCGUUCCAUUCCUGCAUGAGCUACAGUACACAUUCCGCAUUGAAGUGUUUACUGAAAGCAGCUUUGGAUGAAAGCGUCAGAUUAUUAAUGGGAUCAUUUUUUUAAAACCAUCAUUCAGGUCAAGUGUGGGGAACAGUGUGUGCACACCAGCCCAGCUUUAGCACACCUGAUUCAACUGAUCAUGUUGUAAAAUGGAAGACAACACUUAGUUGAUUAUUUGAAUUAGUGAUGGGCUUGUGUAAUGUUUUAUUCCUGCCGGUCUUCCGGUUUGCUCUUCUCCCUGGUUACUGUCAUUGAUUCGCCAAUCACUCACUUUCCCAUGUCUAAAUUAUUACUAAUUGACCAAAAGACCAAGACGGUACUUGUCACCAUGUUCAUAUCGUUGAUGGUUCACAUGUAUUUUAGUUAUAUAAAAAUUAAUUAAUAAAUAUAAAAAUAUAAUUUUCCUGGGAUGAGGUGGAAUAUAGUGUUGAUCUAAAAAAGGGUAAAUUGUAAUGUUUCUCAUUGAUUGUACCAAUUGAUUGACUCAAUGAAAACAAUGGUUCACAAAAAAACAAAAACAAAUCAUUUUCCAACCAAAAGUAAAAAGGUGGAAGUGAAUAUGGAGAGACUUGUUAGAUGUACCGUUUUGUGAAAGGUCUACACAAAAACAAUGUUUUUUUCCCAGCUGUUCUCAGUGCCGCUUAGUUUUAAUAAGAUAACUGUAUCUUGGAUAAAAUGCAUCGUUUUUUAAAGAAACACACACACCGUGCUAGUUAUUUUCAGUUCCUGACUGAAACUAGACGUUACAAGGGAAUAAGGCUACAACAGUUCCCUUAUUGUCACUGAAGCAGAACAACUUCAUUUUAAUGUUGGAACGUGUUAAACCUGAAUUAUUUACAUUCCCAGCAGCAGUUGCAUCCUUGUUCCUGGUGUCAGACUGAGUGGUGUGAAGAUCCCCCUAGAUACUGAUCUUGGGUCAGUUUUACAUUUCCCCUACUAAUGGUUAAGGUAAGGUUUGGGGGAGGGGAAGCUGAUCCUAGACCUGUACUUAGGGGAAACUUCACCCCGGAGCAUGUCAGACAUUAUGCUCCAACUCACACUCUCAUCUUCUCUAUAAAAAGAAUGCUAAUCUGAAUGAACAUUUUUCUUGCCACGAGUAGAGCAGUGAAGACUGUAGCAGAGAUUCAGUCGAAAAAGAUUAAGUAAAGUAUACAUCAUUUAGACACACAAGGUUCAUUUUAGGACACAGCAAAAAUAAAGGGUGUGGUUGGGCUUUGAACUGGCUGCCCCCCAUGGCUCCCCCUGCUGUAAUGGAGGAUGUUUCCAAAAUGUUAGGUAAACGUUAGGUAAAUGUUAGGUAACGUUCUUGUUAGACUUUUUAUUAAUUUAACCUUUAUUUAACUAGGCAAGUCAGUUAAGAAUAAAUUCUUAUUUACAAUGACGGCCUACCAAGAGCACAAUCUAAUGAUACUGUGACAUCACGCAGCUGACAUUCUCUGAACUAAACUUUCCCAUAACCUUUUGCAAACAUUCUUGCAACACAUUGACAAUUUGCUGAGAGCAUUUUGUAGGUGCAAGAGCAGAAUCAGGCCCUGUAGCAUUCAGUGGCAAAUGAGAAAUGAAAAUCUCCCGAGUGGCGCAGUGGUCUAAGGCACUGCAUCACAGUGCUAGCUGUGCCACUAGAGAUCCUGGUUCGAAUCCAGGCUCUGUCGUGACCGGGAGGCCACGGGGCGGCGCACAAUUGGCCAAGUGUCGUCCAGGGUAGGGGAGGGAAUGGCCGGCAGGGAUGUAGCUCAGUUGGUAGAGCAUGGCGUUUGCAACACCAGGGUUGUGGGUUCGAUUCCCACGGGGGGCCAGUAUAAAAAAAAAUGUAUGCACUCACUAACUGUAAGUUGCUCUGGAUAAGAGCGUCUGCUAAAUGACUUAAAUGUAAAAUACACAAGUGUACGUAGGCUGCGUUUACACAGGCAGCCCAAUUCUGAUCUUUUGCCACUAAUUGGUCUUUUGACCAAUCAGAUCAGAUAUUUUUCCAACAGUUGGGCAAAAGAACUGGGCUGCCUAUGUAAACGCAGCCUUAAUGACUGUCACAAAAAGUCCCAAUUCCAAACCAAUCAUUCAUUACUUGCCCCAGGUCCUUAUUACCCUGGUCCCAGAUCUGUUUGUGCUGUCUUGCCAACUCCUAUGAUGAGACUCACAGAUAAAAACGGAAUUGGUUAGGAAUCAGGAGUAUGGUACUAGAUACCGUUUUUUAGGGGGGGGGGGGGGGGGGGGUCAAAAAGGAGCGUGGCGGGGCAUGGCAGGGGGCGUGGAAGGGGGGGCAAUGAGCGUGGUCGGCUGUCUGCGCGGCUACAUUUAGAAAGAAAUGUAGAAGCCCCAAUCUUGGCACUGUAUUUUUAGAAAUGUUAAGCCAAUUUCCUGUAAUUCUACACAUUUCUCCAUGGAGCUGAGAUUAUUAUUAAUUUUAAUUUCUUGUAAUUCUACACAUUUUGCCAUGAAGCUGAAAGAAAAUGUUACAGAUUUAAAGCUAAUUUCCUGCGAUUCUCAUAUUCUACCAUGGAGCUGAGAGAAAAUGUUGCAGUUUUAAAGCUAGUUUACUGCAAUUUUAUGCAUUUAGCCAUGGAUAAGGCCGUGUUCUUUUGCUCAAACAUAAUAACAAAAUGAAUACUGCUAAAUUCAUUGUUUUUGGAAUUUUCUAUUCUCCCUGACUGUCUAGCUUUUAUUUAGGUGAUUGUUAGUUCUCAAAGAUUAUAUAUAGGUCCAUUAUCUUAUCUACAUGCUUUAUAUCUGGUUUUAGUGGUUUAAAUCACUUAAAGUGUUUUUCUAUCCCUAAAAUGAAUUUAUGCUAUCCGAAAAAACGCUUAGAAAAAUCCCUGCCAAUAUUGUCCACACCAAUUCAGCCCUCGGGACUAGUUGUAGGGAUGUUUGGUUUGGAACGGGGCCAUACUGAGAACAUGUCCUUUCUUUUUGUUUUGGCUUGGCUGUAGGCGAGGCUUACUGACGGAAUGACAGAAGUGAUGAACACCUGUGAUUCGAAGGUGGGAGACUUCACCGUUGGAGGCGCCCCAGCAGACGAGGGUAUAUCCUUUCAGGUGGGACUAAUUCAAACGGACACAAAAAACUAAAACAAACAAAGUAACACACACUCACUUUCACCAAACACACACACUCACAAACAACACUACAGCACAACAUAAGAAUCGUUUACAUGCACAAACAAAUGAUGAGCAACACGUGCACACACACACAGAGAAACUAGACACACACACUCUCUCCAUGGCACUCUCUCAGAUCUCUCUCUUCUCCUCUCUCCUUCCCUGUAGACCCAUGACAGGUGCAAAUGUCCCUCCAUUGCUCUAAACUGACAGCAGGGCUAUUUCUGACUGCACCUCAAUCACAGCCUUCCCCUCCUUUUCAUCCCCUCUCAUCCUCCUUAAAAAAGCCCAUCUGAUUUCUGCUAACUUUUUACAGUGAAGACCCAGUCACUUCAAAGACCCAGUGACUUCAAAGACCCAGUGACUUCAAAGACCCAGUGACUUCAAAGACCCAAUGACUUCAAAGACCCAAUGACUUCAAAGACCCAGUGACUUCAAAGACCCAAUGACUUCAAAGACCAAGUGGCUUCAAAUACCAAGUGGCUUCAAAUACCCAUUGGCUUCAAAGACCCAAUAACUUAAAAGACCCAUUGACUUCAAAUACCCAUUAACUUCAAAGACCCAGUGACAUCAAAUACUCAGUUACUUCAAAUACCCAUUGAGUUCAGAGACCCGGUGACUUCAAUGACCCAGUGACUAACGACCCAGUGACUUCAAAGACCCAUUGACUUCAAAGACCCAGUGACUUCAAAGACCCAUUGACUUCAAAGACCCAGUGACUUCAGGGCCCUCCAAGGAACUCGCUGCUCUCUUGUGACUCCAAAGUCAAGUAAAUGUGGAUCAUUACUUGUAGAAGAACAUGAUGCAUGUUGGGCCUUUAUGGACCUGGCUCAAUAGAGGCCUUGUCUAAAGCCAGUGAAAGCUCUCAAGUAAGAGAUGGCAGCCAAUCCAGUGGCAAGCUGUUACUUUCUUAGCCAACCGGCUUGCCCCCAUACAGAUGCAGGUGUCCCUCGCUGACCCCCCUCUUCCUCCUUCAGUGCAGUGGUGUUAUGGAAGUAAUCGCACCCAACACAGUGGUGUUUUGGAAGUGAUUGUGUCCCACACAGUGGUGUUAUGGAAGUAAUCGCAUCCCACACAGUGGUGUUAUGGAAGUAAUCGCGUCCCACACAGUGGUGUUAUGGAAGUAAUCGCACCCCACACAGUGGUGUUAUGGAAGUAAUCGCACCCCACACAGUGGUGUUAUGGAAGUAAUCGCACCCCACACAGUGGUGUUAUGGAAGUAAUCGCACCCCACACAGUGGUGUUAUGGAAGUAAUCGCACCCCACACAGUGGUGUUAUGGAAGUAAUCGCACCCCACACAGUGGUGUUAUGGAAGUAAUCGCACCCCACACAGUGGUGUUAUGGAAGUAAUCACAUCCCACACAGUGGUGUUAUGGAAGUAAUCGCACCCCACACAGUGGUGUUAUGGAAGUAAUCGCACCCCACACAGUGGUGUUAUGGAAGUAAUCGCACCCCACACAGUGGUGUUAUGGAAGUAAUCGCACCCCACACAGUGGUGUUAUGGAAGUAAUCGCACCCCACACAGUGGUGUUAUGGAAGUAAUCGCACCCCACACAGUGGUGUUAUGGAAGUAAUCGCACCCCACACAGUGGUGUUAUGGAAGUAAUCGCACCCCACACAGUGGUGUUAUGGAAGUAAUCGCACCCCACACAGUGGUGUUAUGGAAGUAAUCGCACCCCACACAGUGGUGUUAUGGAAGUAAUCACAUCCCACACAGUGGUGUUAUGGAAGUAAUCGCACCCCACACAGUGGUGUUAUGGAAGUAAUCGCGUCCCACACAGUGGUGUUAUGGAAGUAAUCGCGUCCCACACAGUGGUGUUAUGGAAGUAAUCGCACCCCACACAGUGGUGUUAUGGAAGUAAUCGCACCCCACACAGUGGUGUUAUGGAAGUAAUCGCACCCCACACAGUGGUGUUAUGGAAGUAAUCGCACCCCACACAGUGUUGUUAUGGAAGUAAUCGCACCCCACACAGUGGUGUUAUGGAAGUAAUCGCACCCCACACAGUGGUGUUAUGGAAGUAAUCGCAUCCCACACAGUGGUGUUAUGGAAGUAAUCACAUCCCACACAGUGGUGUUAUGGAAGUAAUCGCACCCCACACAGUGGUGUUAUGGAAGUAAUCACAUCCCACACAGUGGUGUUAUGGAAGUAAUCGCACCCCACACAGUGGUGUUAUGGAAGUAAUCGCAUCCCACACAGUGGUGUUAUGGAAGUAAUCGCACCCCACACAGUGGUGUUAUGGAAGUAAUCGCACCCCACACAGUGUUGUUAUGGAAGUAAUCACAUCCCACACAGUGGUGUUAUGGAAGUAAUCGCACCCCUCACAGUGGUGUUAUGGAAGUAAUCACAUCCCACACAGUGGUGUUAUGGAAGUAAUCGCACCCCACACAGUGGUGUUAUGGAAGUAAUCGCACCCCACACAGUGGUGUUAUGGAAGUAAUCGCACCCCACACAGUGGUGUUAUGGAAGUAAUCGCACCCCACACAGUGGUGUUAUGGGAGUAAUCCUCCUUCAGUGCAGUGGUGUUAUGGAAGUAAUCACAGUGGUGCUAUGGAAGUUAUCACAGUGGUGCUAUGGAAGUAAUCAUAGUGGUGCAAUAGAAGUAAUCGCGCCCUGCACAAAGUGAGUCACACAUCCUCUCGUCGGCUCGAGCUCUUCAGAGGUCCGAGAUUUUGCGAUAGAAGUCACACUUGCGGCAUGCAGCGAAUGCAAAGCGCCUCGUUAACCCUGCAUCCAUUUCAAAGCCUUAAAUGCAGUUUUUGACUAGCGGGAAUGUCAUUCAGGGAGGGAGGAAGUGGAAAACAUAUAUUUCUGUCUUCAAAUGUCUGUUUCCCAUUCAAGUCACUAGCCAAAACUCCUUACCUCUCUCACUGAGCAUCAUCUUGUGGUCAUGAUUAGUCAUGCUGUGUUGUUCUGGAAUGUGUUUUGAAAACACAAAACUGACCAUAUAAUCUAGGGUUAACCUGAUCCUACUCCAUCAAUGUCUCAGAUGUUACCAGCAGGAUUGGCGUUAGCAGCAAUUCACUGUUCAAUUCAGUUCAAUUCACCCCAACCCUUACCCUGGUUACCAAAUUUUCCACUCUUUCUUUGGUGACCCCGACGUGAUUGUUUUUUCAGAUCUUUCCGGACUCCCACGAGAGGUUCCCUAAGCUGUCCAAGCGGCUUCCGUCCAUCGUGGUGGAGCCCACCGAGAGUGGGGAGGUGGAGAGUGGCGAGCUCCGCUGGCCCCCUGAUGACCUCACUUCCCCUGAUGACGACCCCGGAGAGGCCCAGGCCCAGGCAGUAGGUGAGAACCACUAAAACCCAUUUACAGCCAAGACAUAAGAAAACCAGGAGGGAUCUCCAGGAGACAAUAGAAUAGAAUCAGUUUAUUUUUCUGAAGCAAACUUCAGACAAAAGAGAGGAACUGAGGAACUCUUACUUGCUAUGCCUAAUAAAGUUUAGAACAUUUUAAAACUAUUCAAUAGUAUUGAGGUACAGUUGUUUACAUACACUUAGGUUGGAGUCAUUAAAACUUGUUUUUCAACCAAUCCACACAUUUCUUGUUAACAAACUAUAGUUUUGGCAAGUCGGUUAGGACAUCUACUUUGUGCAUGACACAAGUAAUUUUUCCAACAAUUGUUUAAAGACAGAUUAUUUCACUUAUAAUUCACUAUAUCACAAUUCCAGUGGGUCAGAAGUUUACAUACACUAAGUUGACUGUGCCUUUAAACAGCUUGGAAAAUGUCAACUGUAUGUGAUUUGUAAUACCGGUAAAGACUAGGAGCUUGUAGGUUGUAGUCAGGGGUGGAGCCUGUAAGCAAAAUGUAGCUAUCCAAAUGGAAUGUAUUUAAAUAUGUGUGUUGGUGGCAGGCGGGGAUCAUCCAGAAGACGAAGAGCAAGUUGACAGAAUGAUGGGAGGAGUUUAAAACUGACUCUCGUGGUGCUGGCACCAUUCCAGCCAUUCACAGUGAGUGUCUCUAUGAUGGACUGCAGCAAGGAGGAGGGAGGGUCUUCAGGCUAAGCCCUUAAUUAACACAACCGCCAACAUGUUGGUAGACCUCCACACCACUUGGUGGGGCCGAGCCCUGCACGAUUGUCUUAAAUAGCUCUUACGUGGCAAACCUUAGUGGGUAGCUUGCUACUGUAGAUCAAUUGUUGCUUGUUUUACUUUAGGUUUCACAACGCCAUUUGUAUGUACACCCCUUUCAGAGUUUGUUUAUCUGUGAUCUUUAGAUAUAGGAACUAAAGACAUGAACACUACCGUAUAUAAAAUGUUUAAUGUAUCUGACUGUCUUAGACCAAAGUCUAGAACACUGUCCUCUUAUUAAAACUGUAUGGACGCCGUAGAUAUACAGAUUUAUACAGUGAGUUUGGAAGAGGAGAAUUCAUCAUGAGGAAUGUGUCUUUCUUACAUUAUAUUGUAUAGCUGUUGGCUUCUGCUCAAAUGCAUGUUAUUAUCUACAGUCGUGGUCAAAAGUU
Messenger RNA from Coregonus sp. 'balchen', 12057 nucleotides. The record is from the annotation of a GenBank genome assembly. Lineage: Eukaryota; Metazoa; Chordata; Actinopteri; Salmoniformes; Salmonidae.